Messenger RNA from Zingiber officinale, 1149 nucleotides. Its product is annotated as 40S ribosomal protein S12-like. NCBI's taxonomy places the organism in Eukaryota, Viridiplantae, Streptophyta, Magnoliopsida, Zingiberales, Zingiberaceae. The transcript has 4 exons. Bases 378 to 956 code for a protein of 192 amino acids. Gene Ontology annotation, biological process: translation. Gene Ontology annotation, cellular component: ribosome; cytosolic small ribosomal subunit. Gene Ontology annotation, molecular function: structural constituent of ribosome. The record is from RefSeq and is a predicted model, not a curated record.
CUGCAGUUGAAGUGAAAAUUUUGAAGCUCAAAACGCCGAAAAUCAUCACUGUUUUGCUGUCGACGGCGGCCGGCGAAAGGAAGGAGAGAUGGCGAAGAUCACCGGGAGCUUUCCGAGAUCACUGAUGGAAGAGCCAUUGUGAUAGAAGGCCUACAGUUCUCGCCUUUUGUCGCAGGGAGAUAGACAUCGUGAUAGAAACACAUGUGCUCUCUCCUGCAGUCGCCGGUGGUCGGCGACAGAAACGGGGGAUGAACAAGAUCACCGGGAGCUUCCGCGACAAUUGAUUGCGGUUGAACACUCCCGAGAUCGUCAAAAGCCCAACCUUUGAGACAGAAACGGCCCAAUUAUGAUCAUCGUGAUGACGACAGAAGAGUUCCAUGAAUCGACGGUAUAGAUUUCCCGUUCCCUUAUUAUAUAAAUCUCUCGUUACCCUGAUUCGUAGUCAUCGCCUAAACCCUUGGACCGGUCCGCCGCGGGUGUUCUCCGUUGCUCCCUCGUCCUCGUUCACAGUCGAUCCGUCGCCUUCAAGUUCAUCGAACACAAUGGCUGCUGAAGAUGCCGCUGCCGAAUCUGCCUCCGUGCUCGGCGAACCCAUGGAUUUGAUGACAGCCCUGCAGUUGGUACUGAAGAAAUCAUUGGCACAUGAUGGACUUAUCCGUGGCCUUCGUGAGGCUGCCAAGGCGAUCGAAAAACACACUGCGCAGCUUUGCAUUCUGGCUGAGGACUGCAACCAAGCUGACUACACUAAGCUGGUCAAGGCACUAUGUGCGGAACACAAUGUGCACUUGGUUACUGUUCCGAGCGCGAAAACUCUUGGCGAGUGGGCUGGGCUUUGCAAGAUUGAUUCAGAGGGCAAGGCAAGGAAAGUGGUGGGCUGCUCAUGUGUCGUCGUGAAGGAUUACGGGGAAGAAUCUGAGGGCCUUCACAUAGUUCAGGAAUAUGUGAAGUCACACUAAAGUAUGGAAGUUUUUUAGUUCUAGUCGGUGAUCAUUAAGGUGUCAUGAGAGCUUUUAAGUGUUGAGAUCAUUUAAACAUGAGGAAUUUAGGGUUUGUGGUUGAAUGUUUUCAUUCUUGUUCUCGAACGAAUUUUGUGAUUAUUUUGCUGGAUCAUAUUGGCUUAAUUAAUGGCAUUUGGUAUUUGCUAUAGUA